UAGAUAGGUGCGCUUUUUAAUUAUAUUUGGGUUUUGUAAAAAAAUAAAGAAGAAUAUACGAUUUGUUAAGGUACUCGUCUCCUGCAUGUCCAUUGAAAGGUGGAUGGGCUUUACUCGUUUGCAAUGCGCAGUUGUUUCAGGAGAGCUGUGCCAGCGGACAAGAGGAGGCUCAUGCGCGGUACAAACUUUUUGUUUUCAGAUAUCCCAGGGGGCCGCAGUCAUAAAGCUGAUCAGAGCUGUCUCCACAUCGCCUCUGACUCCGAGGAUACAAAGAAAAGAAACUCUGAAGCAGGUCCAGUUUCCAGAUCCACUGCAACGCCGCACCAUGUUCCUGAAGGACCACAACAGCGAAGGGAAGCAGAACAAGAUGGUUUUGUGUGAGACGAAGAUGAAGGUGCUUCGCUGUGUGGACCCCCCGGAUGGAGGCUGGGGCUGGAUGAUCGUGGUGCACUGCUUUCUGGUCAAUGUUCUGGUGAUGGGCAGUCUGAAGUCCUUUGGGAUCUUCUUCGUGGCGUUCCAGGACGCGUUUGGGGGCUCCUCCGAGCAGAUCAGCUGGGUCGGCUCCAUCAUGUCCUGCCUGCGCCUCUCCGCCGGACCUCUUGCCUCGGUGGCUUGUGGGAAGCUGGGGUACCGCUGGGCCUCAAUCGUGGGGGCUCUCCUGGUCAGUACCGGUUUCCUCCUGAGCCUCCUGGCUACCAGCAUUGUGUUCCUCUGCGUCAGCAUGGGGGUUAUAGUAGGCAUCGGCUUCUCUUUCUUGUAUCAGGCCUCCUCUGUCAUGACGGCGCGGUACUUCAAAAAGAGGCUGGCGACGGCCUAUGCUAUCGGCCGCUCUGGAAUGGGCCUGACCUUUGCCCUGGCACCGUUCACCCAGCUGCUUUUGGAGCAGUACGGCUGGCAAGGAGCGUUGCUGAUCCUGAGUGCUCUCAUGCUCAACCUAGUUGCCACGGCGAUGCUGCUGCGGCCAAUCAAUCUCAAGGGGAGUGAACCCUGGAGCCCACCUCCCCCGUCUAUUCAGAAAGACAUUCCCUGUGAAUACAAGGGACUGGUCAAAGAUCAGGUCCACUUUCAGAACUGCCUCAACAGGGGCGGCGUUGUAAAGAAUGGCAGCGCCUCCCACAGUACCACCUCGGGGACCAGCUGGGUCGUCCCUGCCACGGAAAAGCCUGGGGACCCCGAACUCCCCCGGACCCCAACGCUGAGCCCGAGUGGCAGCCCUGGGCAGGACGAGAACGUCAGCAAUAACAAUUGCAAGGCUGAAAAGAGAGACCUCGCUUCAGAAGAGAGCCAGGUGUUCCUGGGGCAGAAUGCCAACGGGUUCCUGGCUGGGAACGCAAACCCACAGCAUCCUACGCAAGCUAGCAAGAUCUUAGACUUCUCCCUGCUGAAGGACCCCUUCUUCUGCAUCUACACCUGGUCUGUGGUGUUCAGCCAGCUUGCCUACUUCAUCCCCUACUUCCACCUCUCUGCCAGGGCUGAGACUCUCGAUAUUGACCCCAUGGACGCCUCCUUCAUCAUCUCAGUGGCGGGUAUCACCGAGACCGUCUCCCAGCUUGUGUCCGGAUGGAUGACCGAUCGGAACGUGGUCCACAAGUACCAUUACCACAAGGCCUACCUUAUCCUCUGUGGCCUGGUCAACCUGCUGUCGCCACUGGCAACCAGCUACAGCCAGCUCAUGGUCUACGCUGUCUUCUACGCCAUCUUCUGUGGGGGCUACAUGGCCCUGCUGCUUCCGGUCCUGGUGGACCUGGUUGGGGUGCACCGGAUUGCCAGCUCGAUGGGGUUCUCCAUGUUCUUUGUGGGGCUCGGCUGUCUCACAGGACCCCCCACUGCAGGCUGGCUGUAUGAUUACACACAGACCUAUGACUGUUCCUUCUACCUGGCGGGUGCCUGCUACCUUCUCUCCUCUAUCUCCCUCUUCUUGGAGCCACUGGCACGGAGGUGGAAAGCCAAGAGAGAAGCAGAGGGUGUGGCCGGGGAAACAGACUGCAAGACUAACGGCAGUUUAUUCUCAGAGGCUGCGCACAAUGGACUGGCACGGCCCUAGCAAACAGAGAGACUGAACUCUUUGGAGAACCAAGGGAGAGAGUGACCUGCCGAAUAGACCCAGUGGGAACUGGCCUAAACCAAGGGAUUUGGUGCAACGAUUAGGCCAACUAAAAGCGGUCUUUCUUUCACCCUUGCUGCAUCACUGCGUUCUUCAAAAAUUUGUAAUGCAAGAACAACAUCUUUUACAGCAAAAAAUGAAUUCUGUUUUGCUGUAAUACGUCAUUGUUUGCUAUAAUCCAAGUUUGAGCCAAAUGCACACUUUUUUUAAAAAAAUGUUUUAUUGCACAACUUUUUAAACGCUAAUGUUUGUGUUUUGGGCUCAAGGGCAACUUGCUUCUACUUUGCUCUGAAUGAGUUGUGCUCAAAGUCGUUAGCGUUUCAGUGCUACAUGCUGUGAUAGUGACAUUGGUAUAGGGUUAGAAAGUGCCUUAAUGAAAGCCGGGGGAUGAUUUUAUGAAGCAUUUUCAGCAUCAGCAUGUGGAUUGUAUAUCUAUGUCUGAAAUGCUCAAAGUUGUACAGCACUAACACAAGAUUCACCAUCAACACACACUGUGAUACACUGAUCAUUUGAACAUGUGACAGGCUGCUGUUCCUUGCUGUUUCUAUAGUUUCUUCAUGGGACGAGGGCUCUAUUUUGCUGCACAAGCAGCGCAGCGCACAUUCGGAACUGGAGCUUAUUAUGGGAAGGGAAAGGAAACUGGUUUAUAGAAUGGGUAGGAAUUGCCACAGAAACAAUAAUCUCUAACUAGACUUGCUUCUUGAACUUGGGUCUGAACCCUACUUUCAGGAUUCGAAUGCCCUAUUUUUUACUUUGCAAAUGCAAAUUGAUAAUUCCCAUUCAAAAUCCAAGAACCAAACGAUCUUUGGUCCAGCAGAAGGGUGCCAGUGAUGAUGUAGUAAUGGUAUAUACACUCACACAUACUACUACUGUGUGUGUGUAAGAGACCAACAACUGUAUAAUUCUUACCAAUGAUUCUUUGCAAGAUGUAUUUCAUGGUUAUAUAUUUUGUUAUACUGGAAGUCUGGUACUAACGACAGUAUAUACACGUCUCCGAAUGAUUACAGGAUAUUCCUAAAUGUGUUAGAACGCACUGUGCUCUCGCACUACAUAGACCCGCGGGGGAUGGACGAGAGGACCCACCCCUUUCCCAGCAAUCACUAAUAUUUGCACUUGAUAUCUAUUUUGCAUUAACUCUAGAUGGGGGUGUUAUUCUAGUAUAGGAUUUGUAAUGAUUGUGCACAGAACAUUUUGUUGGAGCUGCGCCAUGGACUGGAAAGCCAUUGGUGGACGAGCCCUCUGUAGCGUCGACUACAGCUGAAGCUGCAAAUUGCUGGGUGCCGUUUCAAACGUGCAGUUGCUGGCUUAUUUUAGAAUGUUUUGGGUCUACUUUUGUGUUGUGAGUUUAUGUAAAAAAAAAAAACACAAAUAAAGUACCUCCAGCUGCAUGUUUGCAGCCUAUGAA
Polyodon spathula (Mississippi paddlefish) is the source of this 3509-nucleotide messenger RNA. Its product is annotated as monocarboxylate transporter 5-like. Gene Ontology annotation, molecular function: monocarboxylic acid transmembrane transporter activity. The transcript has 11 exons. Bases 86 to 2044 code for a protein of 652 amino acids. Gene Ontology annotation, biological process: transmembrane transport; monocarboxylic acid transport. The record is from RefSeq and is a predicted model, not a curated record. Lineage: Eukaryota; Metazoa; Chordata; Actinopteri; Acipenseriformes; Polyodontidae.